AUGGCUGAGAUGGUCAAGUCUGUCAUUCUUGGGGAAGCAGUUAGCCGGAUUAUUUCUGUCAUUGCCCCUACCUGCAAAAACGAGGACAAAGCAGAUGAAGAAGCAGCAGGAGACGGUGGCCUAGAGAGGUUGGAGAUGGCGCGCAUCAAAAUGGAGGCUGCAGUCCAAACGUCCCACAAGUGGCUGAUCACCGACACGUCUCUCCAUCGUUGGCGAAAGAAGCUCAAGCGCACUGCACAGGACUGCGACGACGUAGCACACAGAUGGAGUGCCACCGCCGCUGCUGUUCGAAGAUUCGAGAGGCUUGCUGAUGGUGCUGAUGAAUUUAUCAGAUAUGUGCAGCUCGGCGGGACACCACGUCAGAACCUGUUCUUCGACCCUCUCAUUGGGCAGAUCUUCAUGGGCAAAAUGAUCAUGUAUCAGUUGUUGCACCCGCAAGCGAUUUUCCUGGGCGGACGAAAACUCUGCCGCCCGCAUUGGUUCAGCCAUACGAGGAAAAAAAGGCAAGAUAUGAUACAGGAGAGACAACACGAUCGGGGAGGCGGCGCAUCUUCGGGGAGGAUAAGAGGACAGGGGAGGAGAAGUAAGGCCUGGUGGCUGCUAAGGAGGUGCUCGCCGGCGAGCGGGCUCCGGCGGCCGCCUAGCGCGCGGAGUUGGAUCGGGGCGCAUCCCCGCGGCCGUGGUUGUACUCGCUACGCCGCCUGCCCAAAAGAACCGGUGCUCCCCGCCGCCUGCCUCUCUUACCCACGUGAAGCUACCACUCCCUUCCUCCUCCGCCAGCCCCAAGAGUGCCCACCCCGUUGCCCGAUCGGCUGCACCAGCGCCCUGCCGGUGGCGCUCGUCGGCCCUCCCCGCCGGCCCCGCGCCGUACCCGUCGUCUCCUCAAUCUGUUGUCAGGGGACAUGCCAGCGCCCUCCCAGUGGCCCUCGCCGGCCCUCCCCGCCGUCCCCGUGUCGUAUCCGCCAUCUCCCCAAUCCGCAGCUAGAGGACACGCCAAGAAGCUUCAGUCAUGAGGCCGUCGCGCCGGAGGGUGUUGUCAAGAAUUUCAUCAUGGCCACUGCUUUCCCACCGAGGUAUUUGCCGCAUGCAGCCAUGCACAAGUGUCGUCACUUGCAUCUCCUCUGUGCGUUCCCGUCAUUCCAUGCCGCACGAGGCUGCAGUCACCACACCCUUGAGUAGGUAAUUCAUCAAUUGAUAGUUUUUGUCCCUGCCGUGACUUGCAUCUUUCUACCUUGCUUCAAAUUUAAUUUGAUUGAAUGUCAAAUAAAGAUCAACUUUAUCUCUGAUUGAUUCAUGGAAGUGCAAGCUGAAUUAUAUUCAGGAUAUUCUGAUUAUUACUUCCAAGUUAUAUUCUAACACAAUGUCUUUGGUUUAACAACUUGCAAGUGUUUCUUGUACUGAUGUUAACCUCAUAAAAAAGACUCCCAGGUGGACAUCUGCUAUAAAUAAUCAGGUACUGCUUUCCAUUAUCAAAUUCAAAUGCUCAGUGAAACUAUCCAAUGGAUGGACUGGUUGUUUAACACUGAAUCAUCAACACUUUAUUCUCAUCUUAUCUCCUCUUCCAUUCACUGAAACAUCUGCAGUGCACGCUUGUUACUUCUUUGACUGCUUGAACAUAAAUAUUGAGAAAACUCAAUUUUCUAUGGGCAUGAAUAAUCUUUCGAUUCAUACAUAAAAUCAAAAUGUGGUUCCAGUUCCAGGAGGUAUGGCAUGAUUUCUCUGCUGGCGUGUGUGUGUGUUGCUUGUUUGUCUGUUGCCGGCUGGAUUGCACAGCGGCGAUGCCGGGAGCCGGGGGUCAUUGGAAAAGUGAGAUGCCGACGUCACUCAAAACGAUCCUUGCAUGGUAUUGACAGAAUCAUCCACAAAUUAUUUGAUGGCAUUGACCCUUGCUUGGCACGUGCUUGGCAUUGACUGAAUCCUACAUUGGCGAGCUUGUAUCCCGACCAACCUCUUUGUCUUCAUUUUUUUAGAAGCUAACUCACUUGGUUUGUGCGCUCCAAUUUGCAUAUAGAGAGGUUCAGAUGUCUGGCCAGCUAGGCACUGCCUAUUUCUCUAAACCUGAAAAUUCAAAAAUCACUUUAGUUUUCACUAACACAGCUAGGGCCAACACCUGCUAUCAAAAGAGCCUGAACAGUGGACGGGGUGGCGGAGUAGUCACGUACCAACAAUACAGUAACUGCUAGCUAUACUUCUGGAGCAAAUUCUUUGUCGUAGUCAUCAGGCCGCAGAUGGCGUUGCCGGGAUACACGCCCACCAAGGUCUCCGGCCAUAUAGGCCCAUGAGGGAUCCAGGGUGUUGCUCUAUGCAGCAUCAUGACCACAAUGGUGACUUUGUUUUGAAAAUACUAUUUGAAUGGCAUCACAACAUUGAGUACACAUUUUUUUUUCAACAGUUGCUUUAUUUUUAUACCAUGUGAAUCUCCCUGGGUUAGAGCUUGAGACGUGCGUUACACACGGUUA
Triticum aestivum (bread wheat) is the source of this 2459-nucleotide messenger RNA. RefSeq lists its product as uncharacterized. The record is from RefSeq and is a predicted model, not a curated record. Bases 1 to 1179 code for a protein of 392 amino acids. NCBI's taxonomy places the organism in Eukaryota, Viridiplantae, Streptophyta, Magnoliopsida, Poales, Poaceae. The transcript has 4 exons.